ACAAAAUCUCCAAAUUAUUGCUGCAAUAUCGGUUACAUUAUAUACACUGUUUCUUGCUGGUUAAGCAUCAAGGUGUUUGCAUUUCACGAGUGCGCAGUGUGUCUACGACACUGAAGAAACGAAAGGUCAUUCGAGGAUCGGUCAGCACAGCUGUAGCGAAUCGUAGAUUUAAGCAAACAGAAUUUCCACGGCACAAAAUUCUUGUGUCUACCUUCAACGUAUACAGUUGGAAAAACGCCUGCGGCUCGUAUACCCUGUAUACUCAAUAGCAUAGCUCACAGAACGGAGAUUCAGCUUAUGAUGUGCCCAUUGCCACGGAUACACCAGAAACGGAUUGGUUGUUAAACGCACGUUAGCUGGAUCACUAACUGUGCCGCGUUACCCUGGCAACAACAAUUGUAUUACGGGGAAAUGUUGCCGUUUCUGGACGAGACCGACGAGUUGUUCAACUAUUGGAUCCUAAGGGUCUUGGUGCUGAUCGUUAUCUACCUUGCGUGGCGUUCGACCUAUGUUCGAGAAGAUCGUCCGAAUGCAGCGGUACUCGUGAUUGAAAACAAUUUGGGGCGUUUGAAUAGCAUCCAACCACAUAGCGUUACGACGAUUAUACUGCGCAGCUCCUCACAGCAGUCCAAUAUAUCGAAUGUGACAGAAACUGAAGAGCUCGAUCUCGAAAACGACAGCAUAGCCUCAUCGAUUGAUAACAUCACGCAAUCCAUCCUGACGGAAGCUUCAGAGUCAGCUACUGGGCUUGAUUUAAGUGACACGGAAGGUUAUCCGGGAGUUGUAAGUGCUCCCGUUGUUGACACAUUUAACGAUCCCGGACCGGAAGAAAUCAUUCGACAGAUGGAUGCCACAGACCCUGAACCUAUCCCAACCGCGCAAAUCGACCCAGUCGAAUCCGCCGGAUUGCGACAAAGGUUGAACGUCACUAGCACCAGCGCUGGCCAGCCAGAGGGAGAAAAAUCUUCUGAUCGCGUUGAUAGCAGUACUGAAAAUAGAGCCUCUGCAAGCAGCAGUUUAACGGAACCCCCAUUGCCUACCAAACCGAUUAGAAUCAAGCUGAAGUAUUUGAAUGACGAUUCUAAGCUAGUGGAAGGCAAUUUGAACGAGGGCAUUGGUGAAUUUAAGCGACGAAACUUUACCCUGGAACUGGCAGCCCAUAAACUGGUCAGAUUAGUAUUCAACGGCCACGUGUUGCAACCUGACAAUAAGACGCUCGCUGCUUGUGGUCUGUUCGAUAACUGUGUCGUUCAUUGUCUGAUACACAAUCAGAAAUCAGCACUCAAUGGUGUUAGUACCGAUCGUCCUUUGGAAGGAUCGAUAGGGGAUAAUCAAAACCAAGCGCACGGUCAGAUCAGUGGGUUAGAGAAUGGUGAUGGCAUGGACACGGAUGGGGCAACCGAUCGCCGAGGCACGGACACGGAUAACAAUCGAUCCGGCACGCGUUACGGGACGUACUUUAUCUACAUCGGCACACUAGCAGUCACUGCGGUCAUAUUGUACGGAUGGUACUGUCGCUUUCAUUACGGUCAUUUGUUUAAUCUGAACUCCACCAUCGGGCUAAUCGUGACUACUACUACGUUCCUCAUUAUGAUGCCGACGAUUAUUCUUGCUGAUAGUAAUACACCGAAUUGAACGUCGCGCAAGCGGAGCUUAAAUUACGAAUGCAAAAAAUCCGACCGUCGCCCAACAUAUUUGUUUCCUGCGCAAACAGUGCAGCUUUUGCCUGCAUUCGAUCGCAUCGCAUGCAAGAUAUUGUACUGGUCGCUAGUAACCAACAAAUUCAUGUUUAUUUAUCAAUUGUCUGUCUUGUUUGAUAUCUCUACAUGCUCCUUGUUUUGUACAUAAUGUGAUCCAAUAAAAGGUAAUCCAGACACGAACGUAAU
This is a messenger RNA of Anopheles moucheti, 1886 nucleotides long. RefSeq names its product transmembrane and ubiquitin-like domain-containing protein 2. The coding region runs from base 412 to 1635 and encodes 407 amino acids. The transcript has 3 exons. The record is from RefSeq and is a predicted model, not a curated record. Gene Ontology annotation, molecular function: protein binding. NCBI's taxonomy places the organism in Eukaryota, Metazoa, Arthropoda, Insecta, Diptera, Culicidae.